CGAAGUGCAAACAGCCCCAACAGGUUCCUAAAUAAACGUUUUCUUAUAUAUUCUAUUUACUUACAACUAAGCGUGCUUUCAACCCAUAACUGCAGUAUACCAACCAAUGAAUAGCCCUUCCUGUCAACAAAAGUACCCCUUGACCGAUUCGACAUGGACCAGGACAAGGAUGCGGCGCUAUACGGGGGAAAUGCUGUAUUCCGGAAUCAACCAUCGUACAAGGUCUUCAAUAAAUCCUUCGAGCACGUGGACGAUGCUCUAUACACACUGCUGAACGAAGUGGAGCCAGAGGUACUGCGAAUGGAGCUUAAGGAAACCUCAGAUGUCUUCAAAUCGUUCAACCGCAACUCCGCAUUGAGGGAUCCUCGCAACAAUGAGGUCCCAGAGAGACCGAUUCGCGACCUUUCUACCGCCACUUCCCUCUACAGUUUUCCCAAUCCCCUAGAGCGACACUCGGAGCUGAAUUUUACGCAGCAGGCCUCUUGCAUGCGAGUGCUCCUCGCCUGGCAACGCUGUCAACCCGUCGAUGAACAGGACUUUGUGGUGUGGCAGGCCACGGAAAAGAAGCGAUGCAACGAGCAACAGCGUGUGCAGAAACACAUACACGACCACGAAAACGGUAGCAAAGAAGUCAUUUAUGCCCCCAUGAAGAGCCUGGUGGCGGUCUACAGGAAGUGGUACGAACUGGGUGUUAGGAAGCUUAUACAAGCCUACCCCAACGACUCAUACAUAACCUUCUCCGGACUGCCACAGUUGCCCCAAUGCAAGAGCCUCAAUUCUCAGACCGCCAGCAUAGAGCAGGUGGAGCUGGAAAGGACUGUGGGUCGGGUAAGACUCUGGCGAGAGGUGGAGGUCCGCCAUGAAGCCAUGCGAACUUUACGACUGCGCUUGGAUCGCUACGCGACGAGGGAAACAAGGGAGCCUGUACAGCUUUUGCGGAAGGAAGACAAGGAACUGGAGCUUGAAGCUGGCAACGUGUUUGUGCUGCCCCUAGACUCCCUGUUAAUGCUCCUUACCACCGGAUCUUAUAAAGACCUGCCAACCGAAAUGUUUGUCAGCCUAAGAGAAUCCCCAAGCAGUAGGCACAAAUGCAUGGAAUUCCAGUCGCCAUUCCCCGCCCGCAACUGUGGUUGGCAUACAAACAGUUUGAUCUUGAAGCUGGGUUAUGGGGCCUACAUUUCACAGCCUGGGCAAGCCGAGUGGAUUGAUUUCAACAUAAAUGGAGCAGUCAAGGAGGUGCCCGAUGAGCUUGCCUGUGAUAAGUCAUCUAUAGAUCUGCACAUGGUCUACAAGCCCCAAGCUAUUGAUCAGCAAUCCUCUGACGUGCUAGAUGGAAACUGCAAUAACGCCUUGGUUAGUUGGACACUAAGAAGUAAAGGCGAAGGAGAGGAGUGCAACGAGUUUCAAAUCUUUAGCACACUAUCUGUACCAGCAGUUACGGAUUUCAACGUCAAGGAACCACUUGGAUGCCACUUCAUAAAGCUGGAGAACAAGCCAGAUUGCGGAUGCGAAAUAAUGUCCAAAUACGAGUUGAUAAGUGCCUGGCUGCAGUUAAAGCUACUGCGGGUCGAGAUGGGACACUGCACACGCAUCUCGCUCCGAGAUUUUGAGCCCUUGCUGGAGGAGAAGCUGACGUUAAUGUCGCUGGAGCAGCAGCUUCAUGACUAUUACAACACUAGUAUGCCGCAGCUUCUAUCCAAUUUGUGCGAGUUUCUAAAACUACUGGACACUGUACCCGCUGGAGAUUACCUACUGCGAUACUCACCCAAAUACAAGGAUAAGUUCCUACUGUGCAUUGUCACAAAGGAGGCCACGCCCCAGAGCUUUGAGCUGCAUAAGCUCCUUACGGAAUCCUCUCCCAGCGACCAAGCCUUCCUUACACAAAGCAGUUACCUUCCGAUCUCGCCCACACUAUGUGGCCGCCUGCACGAGGAACUCCAGCUGCUGCCCUGCGCUUUUCCAGCAAAAGCAAACGGUCGCUCUGUCCAACGUCGAAAGGUAGUGGUGCCCAGACCAGAGCCCUCUAGACAAGCUCCAAUGAGACGACAAUCUUUAAAAAAGUGGAGCGAAACUCAAUCUAGAGAAUUUCGUCGACGAUGUAAAGUGGGUCAAAAGAAAAGAGCCCGGGCUCGCAAGAAAGCAGCUGCCAACGAAGAAAAGAUACAGCUGGAGAAGAUUAUGACGUUGUAA
This is a messenger RNA of Drosophila teissieri, 2190 nucleotides long. It is a transcript of the gene Ice2, whose product is annotated as little elongation complex subunit 2. The transcript is spliced from 2 exons. Gene Ontology annotation, cellular component: transcription elongation factor complex. The record is from RefSeq and is a predicted model, not a curated record. The coding region runs from base 154 to 2190 and encodes 678 amino acids. Lineage: Eukaryota; Metazoa; Arthropoda; Insecta; Diptera; Drosophilidae.